Messenger RNA from Sitodiplosis mosellana (orange wheat blossom midge), 2302 nucleotides. RefSeq names its product glucose dehydrogenase [FAD, quinone] (gene Gld). The transcript is spliced from 10 exons. Gene Ontology annotation, molecular function: flavin adenine dinucleotide binding; oxidoreductase activity, acting on CH-OH group of donors. NCBI's taxonomy places the organism in Eukaryota, Metazoa, Arthropoda, Insecta, Diptera, Cecidomyiidae. The coding region runs from base 291 to 2108 and encodes 605 amino acids. The record is from RefSeq and is a predicted model, not a curated record.
GUGUGAAGCAAAUAAAACGGCUGCAGAUCGUUUGGUAUUCUCUCAGUUAGAGAUUUUCAGCCGUAGCGAUCACAUCGAGCUCGUUCGCUACCACUACCACCAUCAACAUCAUCAUCAUCAACAAAAGAUUGCUAUAGUGAACUAAAAUUCAAGUGUUUUCCCGUCAACGGCCGUAAUUAUUCGAAUUUAGUUUAAAUUGAAUUUAUUUUCAAUUCGCUUUUGGAAAAUUGGAGUGAAAAUAAGUACACACAGAGUAUAAAGGAUUACCCAACGACCAGACAAUUAACGAUAUGGCGCUUUGUGAUUGUCCAGUAGGAGUGCCGAUUGGCCCGACACUAGCCUCAACUUGUGGCGGUGGUCAGUUUAUGCUAUUUAUGGGUUUGCUAGAAGUAUUUUUACGGUCACAGUGCGACUUGGAGGAUCCAUGCAAUCGGCCCAAAACUCGAUCCAUUCCGGACAAUGACUACGAUUUCGUUGUGAUUGGCGGUGGGUCAGGUGGUUCAGUAGUUGCGUCCAGAUUAUCCGAGGUACCACAUUGGCGAGUUUUACUUAUCGAAGCAGGAGGCGAUGAACCGCUGGGAACGCAAAUUCCGUCGAUGUUUUUCAAUUUCAUCGGAAGUGAUAUCGAUUGGAAGUACAAUACGGAGCCGGAAAAGAAGGCAUGUCUUUCGUCACCCGAACAACGAUGCUUUUGGCCGCGUGGCAAGGUACUAGGAGGUACCAGCGUCUUGAACGGAAUGAUGUACAUUCGCGGCAACAAAGAAGACUACGACGAUUGGGAAGCAAUGGGCAAUCCAGGCUGGGGAUAUGACGACAUUUUGCCAUACUUUUUGAAAUCGGAAGAUAAUUUGCAAAUCAAUGAAGUCGAUCCACAAUAUCAUCGCACCGGUGGUUUGCUACCCGUUUCAAAGUUCCCAUACCAUCCACCAUUGUCGUAUGCCAUUCUUCGAGCUGCCACUGAAUUGGGGCUUGACAUUCAAGAUUUGAAUGGUGCCAAUUCGACCGGUUUCAUGAUUGCCCAAAUGACGGCAAAAAACGGAAUCCGAAUGAGUUCAUCGCGUGCAUUCAUUCGGCCUGUACUUGAUCGACCAAAUUUGCAUGUGAUGCUCAAUACAACGGUCACCAAAGUGUUGAUUCAUCCAAAAUCGAAGAAUGCACAAGGCGUUGAAGCAGUUGACGCUCUGGGUCACACAAUGAAAAUUUUGGCGAAAAAGGAGGUGAUUGUUGCCGGAGGAGCUGUGAAUUCACCGCAAGUCUUGAUGCUGUCAGGUGUGGGACCGAAGGAAGAAUUGACAAGAGUUGGCAUUCGUCCAAUUGUUGAUUUGCCCGGCGUUGGAAAGAAUCUUCACAAUCACGUUGCGUUCUUCACAAACUUUUUCAUCAACGACACAGACACAUCGCCUUUGAACUGGGCCACUGCCAUGGAAUAUUUAUUGUUCCGCGAUGGUUUGAUGUCGGGCACUGGAAUAUCGGCCGUAACCGGUAAAAUCUCGAGUAAAUUCUCCGAGCGACCAAAUGUGCCAGACAUCCAAUUCUACUUUGGUGGAUUUUUGGCCAGUUGCGCCAAAACCGGACAAGUUGGUGAACUUCUAUCGAAUGGCUCCCGGUCAAUUCAAAUAUUCCCAGCCGUUUUGCAUCCAAAGAGUCGCGGUUACAUCACACUGCAUUCGAGCGAUCCGUUAGCACCACCGAAAAUUGUUGCAAACUACUUGGACGAAGAGCAUGAUUUGCGUGUUUUGAUUGAUGGAAUCAAAUUUGCCAUUCGUAUGUCCGAAACUGAUGCACUCAAAGCAUACGGCAUGCAACUGGAUCGAACACCAAUCCCGGGUUGUGAACACAUUCACUUUGGAACGGACAAAUACUGGGAGUGUGCUGUACGGCAAAACACUGGCCCCGAAAAUCAUCAAGCUGGAUCGUGUAAGAUGGGCCCGCUGAGAGAUCCACUUGCCGUUGUCGAUCAUGAACUGCGCGUGCACGGUGUACGCAGUUUACGUGUGGUCGACGCUUCAGUUAUGCCAAAAGUCACAUCAGGGAACACAAACGCUCCCAUCAUUGCUAUUGCUGAAAAAGCAUCACAGUUGAUUCGCCGGGCAUGGGGAGGCCGCUAAUAAAUAAGCAUUUAAGAUUAGCUUGUAGUUCGUCUUAUUACCAUGGUGACAAAUACAAAACAAGUUAGAUUUCUUUGGUUUGAAGUAGAGAAGAAAAAAAUUGAUAAAUUCAAAAUCGAAGAAAAAGAAACGUCUGAAUGUUUUUCUAAUUUAAAACGAAAUAAUAAAUGUAAGAACAAAAAACACUGAAUAAA